AUGGGAGUACAACCUCAUUCAAGUCUGCCAUACAUGCAAGUCCAAACAACCAAGCCACGUCGAGACUCACCUGCUAGUAAACAUCACGUCUUGCGUUGGCAUCGUCAUCCUGAUCCACCCGUACGUGUUGUCGUGCUUCCUGAAGAGGCUCAACAACUGAAGGAGAAGAUUCUACGCACUCAUAAGCUCAAGCUUACGCGUUUCAGUCUGAGUCACAUGAAAAAGAUUGUCGUGCCUCCUGUUGAAAUUCCCAAAGAGAUGAACAGCCAUCGUGCAUUGAGCGUGACGGUCGCUGGUCGGAGUGUUCCACUCACACGCUGUAUGUGGGACAAUACAAAGCGCAAGACGCACCACAUGGAGCAGAUUAAUGAGUCGUACCCAUUAAAUUGCACACUCUUUCGAUGA
Molecule: messenger RNA, 405 nt
Organism: Peronospora belbahrii
Lineage: Eukaryota; Oomycota; Peronosporomycetes; Peronosporales; Peronosporaceae
Source: the annotation of a GenBank genome assembly